Galleria mellonella (greater wax moth) is the source of this 1641-nucleotide messenger RNA. RefSeq lists its product as uncharacterized. The transcript is spliced from 3 exons. NCBI's taxonomy places the organism in Eukaryota, Metazoa, Arthropoda, Insecta, Lepidoptera, Pyralidae. The coding region runs from base 364 to 1641 and encodes 425 amino acids. The record is from RefSeq and is a predicted model, not a curated record.
GUUCACAAGAGGCGCUUGGUCCAGGCAUCUGAAAUGUAGCCAUAGGAAAAAGCAGCAUUAAAAUUAUUAUCAUUAUACAUACGUGAGAUACAUACAAAUUAUAAUGAACAGAAAUUUUGUAGAACAUACUUUAUAUUUGCAAAGUAUGUGUUGGGGACAUAUUUCGCAAUAUUUAGCACAACAUAAAACGAUACUGAAAGAUAUGUAGAAUACAAUUAAUUUCACUUUUAUCAUAAUAAAAUAACUAAUGUUGUAAUAAUUCAAAUGACAGAUAAUUGUAGUGUUAAUAUCACAGCCCUGUAGAUCACCAACUGCAUAUUAUUUUGAUGUCAGCUAAAAUGGACUACACGGUAUUUGUUGGUUAUGUUUUUUCUGUUUUACAUUUUAGUAAUUUUAAUUAUAAAUUUACAGGAAAUACAUAGUUUUGCGCUUAGGGAAAAUAAGUUCAAUAGAAACGUUAAUAGUGGAAAAUCUCAGGAAAACUUUCAAGAUGUUCGUGAAAGUAAUGAACGAAAUAUGCUAAGUACAAAGCCUUUUUUUCAAAUUAUUCAAAAUAUGACAAAUACUAAAAUCUCAAAUCUUAAGUAUAACAUUUUUGACAAGAUGUUAUCUGAUGAAAUGUUAUCAAUUAAAAGACAAUUCCAGGAAAAAGAUCUCUCAUACAUACCGGUUCAAAUUAUUACAAAUGUAAGUGUUCAAACACCAACUUUAGAAAUAAAACAAAAAUGGACAGCUGUAGACUAUGAAUAUACAACAACAAAUUAUAUAAGAGAUGUCAAAAAUAUAACAAAACAAAUAAUAAAUGCUGCUGUAAAAGAAGAAGAUAACGCUAAGACUGCAAAUAAAAAUGUUGUUGAUGAAAAGCUGACUAAAAAAGCUUUAGGUCUCAGAAGUUUGCAUCACAUAACUGCGAUUCCUGCACAUGUUAGUCAUUUGAUUACGUCUAAUAAAUCAUGCACUUCUAUGAAGACUAAUCCCUUUGCGAUAUGCAGUCAUAAGCAUACAGCAAUCUCCGAAAAAUGUACACAUACUUCUGGAACCACAAAACGUCCCCAGUGUACACAAACCUUAUCAUCAUUACCAACAUUUUCAUCCAUGUAUGUGCCGUACCAAACUUAUUUUAUAGGAUUACCAAUAAAUACACCUAACAAACACUCUGAUUAUUAUAAUGACGAAAGAGAUGAUUAUGAACUCAAAAUAAAAGAAAAACACAAAACAAAGCCAUAUAAUGACGCAGAUUUGUAUUAUGAAGAAACCGAAGAUACGGUACCACUGAAAGUAAUUGAUAAUAAUAAAUAUUAUAAUUAUGAUUAUUUUAAUAAUAAAGCUGUGACACUGAAACCAUUUAAGAUUGAUGUAUCAAAAAAUAUUAUAAAUAAUGUAGAUUAUGAUGACAAUGCUGUUAAAAUAGACACUAUAAAUAAAGAUACCAUAAAUUUGAACAUGGAUAAUUUGAAUCAAGAUAAAUUAGUGAACGAUAUAGUGAAUGAUUUGAGAAAAUUUUACAGUGAUAUAGUUAUCAAAGAUUGUUAUUGCUCAUCAGAGUCCAAAAUUUAUCGAGUAUCAGUUAUGUGUAUUCUGCUUAGGAGUUUUCUUUCAUUACUACGUGGUUUGUACAUGUUAAAAGUGCUACAUCAGUAA